Molecule: messenger RNA, 643 nt
Organism: Dendrobium catenatum
Lineage: Eukaryota; Viridiplantae; Streptophyta; Magnoliopsida; Asparagales; Orchidaceae
Product: co-chaperone protein p23-2
Exons: 6
Coding region: 156-611 (151 amino acids)
Biological process (GO): chaperone-mediated protein complex assembly; protein folding
Cellular component (GO): nucleus; cytosol
Molecular function (GO): Hsp90 protein binding; protein-folding chaperone binding
Source: RefSeq, a predicted model, not a curated record
GUUCAUAUUCCAGAGUAGGAAUUAGGAUUUAAGUUAAAUCUUGCCUAAAACCUACCUACAACUUCUGUGAGUCGCGCUCUGCUCUGUCAUUCGCUGAUAAAGUACCAUUCCUAGGGUUACUCCGUGAACAUUUUGGAUUGAAUCUUCACUUCCUGAUGAGUCGGCAGCCUGAAGUUCUGUGGGCGCAGCGAUCGGAUAAGGUUUAUCUGACGAUAUCUUUACCGGACGCCAAAGAUGUCUCUGCUAAGAGUGAGCCGGAGGGUUUCUUCAGUUUCUCUGCGAUUGGAGCUCAAGGAGAGUCCUUUUCCUUUAACUUGGGGCUCUAUGAACCAAUUAUUCCUGAGAAAGGAAAAGUCCAUAUUGGACUGCGCAACAUUAUUUGUUCCAUUCAUAAGGAGAAGAAAGGUUGGUGGAAGCGACUACUGAAAUCAGAGGAGAAAGCUGCUCCAUAUAUCAAGGUUGAUUGGAAUAAAUGGUGUGAUGAGGAUGAAGAAUCUGAACAGUCUGAUUGGCCGGCUUCUGAUGAUGAUGAUGGUGAUGAGGGAGAUGAAAGCGACGACGAAGAUGGAUUACUCUAUCUUCCAGACUUGGAAAAGGCCAGAGGGAAAUAGACUCAUCCAAUGGUUGUUGGUCCUAAUCUGAA